AAAGGUCUAGAAUCGUGCUAUUAUCAAAAAUUUAAUACAUUGAUAUACGAUAAAUCACAACGGAUGUGAUAAUCGAUGAUAUAUUUAUAAAAACACUAUCAUAACAGACUUUUCACCGGCUACUACUUUGCUACACUGUCAGAUUUGGGAAACCCGGAAAUAAAUAGGAACGGCCGCUUUUUGAUGCAAAACACUCUUAAGACUGUUUGGUGUUGAAAUAUCGCUCAUAUCUUCCUAAUCACUCAGAAGAACAUACCAUGGCCAUGCUAGCAGCUAGUGAUCCUCUCAAAGAGGCAUUCGAGAGGUUCAAACACGAUCGGGGCAAGUUAAAGAGACUUUUGGAUGACACUCAAAAUGAGUUUCGGGGUAUCCAAGAGAAACUUCACGACAUGCCAUUCGCUUCGAAAGUGGAGAAUCUUCUUUUGCUCGACUCCGAGAAGAAGACAGUUGAAAGAGUCUUCCAGGACCCCUGUAUCAUCAUGGUUGGACAGACCAAAUCUGGGAAAAGUUCCUUGAUCAAUGAGUUGCUUGGAAAGACGAUAGUGACGGCUGACCAGAGACCUUGUACGGCAAGAUUAGUUGAGCUGCAAUAUGGCGAUGUGCCAACCCCAGUAGUGACAGUUAAAGCAAAGGAUGGUCAUGAACUUGAGCACAUCACUUGUAAGAAGAAUAACAUCCCAGCCAAACUGGUCAACCUGAGCCCCACUGAUCGUGAAAAUGAAAACCUGGUCGAAUCGACAAUCUCUGUAAAGAUAGAUAAUGACUUCUUGAAGAGUGGUGUAAAGGUGAUCGACUCUCCCGGCCGGAACGAAAACAAGGUCCUGGACAAUAUGGUGAUUAAGCAUCUCCUGACAAUCCUGCCCUUGAUAGUCUAUGUCAUAGAUGGGAAGAACCUUCUUACGAUUCAGGAUGUUGCUGAUAUCAAUGGUAUCAUGAAGAACAUGCCAGGGCGGAACAUCUUCUACAUCGUCAGUAAGAUUGACCCAACCAAAGAAGCGGCCAUCAGCUCAGAUGAAGAUGAUGAUGAAACAGAAGAGGAAUCAGACGAACAAAAAGAAUAUCAAGUCAAGAGAAAAGUUUUCAAUAAACUCGUCUCGCAUGGGUUUAUUGGGGACGACGUCGACAUGGAAAAGUGUGACCGCUUCCAUGCUCUUUCGGCUUGGAAAAUUAAAACGUAUCGGCGAACGGAAAAGGAAGGUCAAGUGCCCCCUCCGGCGGAUCAUAAACGCUACGUUGUCGACUUUGAUCGUUUCAAGCAAUGCCUCUUAGCUUGUGCUAAGGAUCAGUUGGUAGAGUAUGUUGAAAAGGCGGCAGAGUCGUUACGGGAUUCACAAAAACGCUGCCUGGAUUUCUUCAUUGAUACAGCAAACAGGUUGUUCCAUGAGCGUAACCAGAUCGAGUCGCAGAUGACCCACAUUCAGGCUGAGGAAUCUAAGCUGUACCGCGCAGUGAUGGACACGGUGCAGAACAACCAGUCGCAACUUUCUAAAUCUGUGAAUCAGAUCCUCAAGAAAGAAAGUACAGGGCGGAUGAUCAGUGAGGCUGAGGGAUUCCAGUAUAGGACAGAAGACUUCCAGAUACCGCACGACGGGUACAUCAAGGACCAGGAUGCUGUUGAGAUGUGCCGUAUGCAGUUGAAAGAGUUCGUCAUGACAAAACUCAACCAAGACAUCCAUAAUGUCAUAGUUCGGGAGUUUGGCCAAAAAGAUGGACUUUUCCAACAAUUAGCCAAAAAAGUACAAGACCUUGAAAACGGGAAGGCAAGAGAAAUUCGUGCCGCGCAGACAUUGCAUAAGAUCCUUGUCAAAUGUUAUGUAUUUGACAUGAAAAACAUGGACUUACAGCUCUCCUUAUGGAGUCGUAUCAAGUUUGCAAUUGUAGAUUUCUUCAAAGGCAAGGGAAAUUUCUUUUUAGCUAUUUCUGGGAAGGUGCAUGUCGGGUCAAAGAAAUGGAAAAAAGAAACAGCAGAGAGGGUCCUGGCGACCGUAAAUGCAAGCCAACUUAGUGAUAUCAUCGUCAAGGGAAUAGUAGGACACCUUGAACAUGGACAUGCUACAUUCUGCACAGAGAUCAAGAGUUUGGAAGAUCUUUACAAGCGCAGUUUCAAGCUUGGUGAAGGGCAGCGAGAGAAGAUACGCCAGGUAUCGCCGAUACUUGCCCGUCUUGAGCUCAGUUGUUCGGACCUCAUCGAUCGGCAUAGAUAUGGGAACAUUCAGCUGAAAGAGCAGCUAGGCAGAGGUGCCCAGGGUGUGGUGUAUGCAUGUACCAGCCUGGGACCAAAAGGAGAGAAGUGUGCAGUCAAGGUGGUCAGAUGUGACAGCCCUCCAAACUCAACAGGAAACGAUGCAUUGAACGAUCUUGCCUUAGAAAUACACUACAGCAGACAAUUCGACCACCCACGCCUCAUGCAGGUGUUUGGAACAACCGUCGUACAGGAAGCACCUAAUGUCUUCGAAGUGCAGAUUAUAUACGAAAGAAUGACUGGCGAUCUGAUGGAUAUCUUGCCUAAUAUCCCGAGCAUGAGGGACCGCGUCAAGAUCGGCUUGGAGGUGGCAGAGGCCCUCAAGUAUCUACAGGAGAACGAGAUGAUACAUCGCGAUAUCAAGUGUUCUAAUAUACUGGUUGAUGACAACAAGCACAUCAAAUUAACAGACUUCGGUCUCUGCAAACCGGAGGGCAUGACCAAGCAGUCCUUCGUCGGCACACCUAUCCAUAUCGCACCAGAAAUUGUCACCGGGAAAACAUACAACAAAGCCGUCGAUAUCUACUCGUUUGGAAUUGUAUUCUGGUACAUCUGUGAAGGGAAAGGGAAUCAUCCAGGGUAUGCUCAUUACGCGCCCGGGGUCGGUGCCCUCUUGCUAAUGGGCGCCAUGGGAAAACGUCCGGAAAGGAAGACGACGUUCAAUGAUGAUUGUUGGAACUUGAUGAAACUUUGCUGGGACGAUGAUCCAGAGAUUAGGCCGUCAACGGAUAAACUAAUUGAAAUGCUGGAGGACAUUCUCAAAAAACCCAUGUAGCGUGGGUCAAGGACAGUCCAAGAAUAGAACAAUUGGCAUACUCUUGGUACAAACGAACUCAAACAACUGAGCUGCUACGUUCCAUCCUGCCCGCACUACCAGCAUUUCGGCGCAUCUUCUUGUCAUGCCAUUGUUUCUAUUUGAAUAUUUUCCCCGAUGUUUUCCUUGGCCUGGGGCCGAGGCAGAAGUUGUUCACAAAGAGUAGAGAGGGGGCAAAGCUAUGUAGAUCCAACAACUGUGACCCUGCCCGUCUAGUGGUAAUCUAUGCCCUUGAACAUCAAGUGUUGAUGAAAGGGGAUUAACUAUUUACAGAUUAAUUAAGGUAACUUUUAUGUAUUCAGAAAAAUGACAGUUUAAAACCAUAGGUUUGGGGCAAGAACACUUAAAUUUCUGAAAAGAUAUUUCCUAUUUGAAUUCCUGACAAUGUGCUCAAGUGUCAUGUAUAUUUUAUUUAUCCUGGUUGUUUUGUUUGUAAUACCUCAUUAAAGGAAGUCUCCAAAGUCCUCCACCUAUAUAUUACCCUUUAAUCAUGGUUUAAUUUGUCUAGAUAAUGGCCAUAAACAUAUACAUGUAGUCUAUCAAUAUUUAUGUAGUUUACAUCAAGUAAUUAAUACUUGUUUUCACAAAUGUUUGGCAAAAUGAAAAGGUGCUCAUGAUGAUAUUAGCUAUCACUGAACCUUAACUUCUAAUGAAUUAAGGUAGCCAUAAAUUGAUUUAUCAACUUCCAAAUGAUUUUUUAUCUUCGGCGCUAAUCCAUGUUCUAUAGUUUCAUGUAGGUGCACAUAAUUGUUUUAUAUGUAUGGACAUGUCAUGAUUUUGAAACGUAUUAAAGAUAAAAUCUUGCAA
Molecule: messenger RNA, 3863 nt
Organism: Lineus longissimus
Lineage: Eukaryota; Metazoa; Nemertea; Pilidiophora; Heteronemertea; Lineidae
Product: dual serine/threonine and tyrosine protein kinase-like
Exons: 9
Coding region: 258-3017 (919 amino acids)
Biological process (GO): positive regulation of ERK1 and ERK2 cascade; positive regulation of fibroblast growth factor receptor signaling pathway; negative regulation of apoptotic process
Cellular component (GO): cytoplasm
Molecular function (GO): protein kinase activity; ATP binding
Source: RefSeq, a predicted model, not a curated record